ACAGAGCUGAAGGUGAUGCAGCAGUAUGCAGUGGAUGUGACUCUGGAUCCUGAUACAGCUCAUCCUGAACUCAUUCUGUCUGAUGAUGGAAAACAAGUGAGAUGUGGAGACAUUAGACAGAAACUCCCAGACAAACCAGAGAGAUUUGAUCCAUGUCCCUGUGUCUUGGGAAAGGAGGGAUUCUCGUCAGGGAGAUUUUAUUUUGAGGUGCAGGUGAAGGGAAAGACUGAAUGGGAUUUAGGAGUGGCCAGAGAAUCCAUUAACAGGAAGGGAGCGAUCACACUGAGACCCAGUGAUGGAUACUGGACUGUGGCUCUGAUGAAUGGAGAUGAAUAUGAAGCCUGUGAUGGUCCUUCUGUCUCUCUGUCUCUGAGAGUGAAGCCGCAGCGGGUCGGUGUGUUUGUGGAUUAUGAGGAGGGUCUGGUCUGCUUUUAUGAUGUGGAGUCCAGCUCUCAUAUCUACUCUUUCACUGCUCAGUCUUUCACUGAAAAACUCUAUCCAUAUUUUAGCCCAUGCUUUAAUGAUGGAGGUAAAAACUCCAGCCCACUGAUCAUCACACCUGUCAGUUAUAAUAAAUGAAUUUACACUCCUAAUAUGAAAUACAAGAUUAAAAUAAUGAUUUUUAAAAGUA
This is a messenger RNA of Sinocyclocheilus grahami, 631 nucleotides long. RefSeq names its product E3 ubiquitin-protein ligase TRIM39-like. Lineage: Eukaryota; Metazoa; Chordata; Actinopteri; Cypriniformes; Cyprinidae. The record is from RefSeq and is a predicted model, not a curated record. Gene Ontology annotation, molecular function: protein binding. The transcript has 2 exons. The coding region runs from base 16 to 579 and encodes 187 amino acids.